Molecule: messenger RNA, 318 nt
Organism: Nyctereutes procyonoides (raccoon dog)
Lineage: Eukaryota; Metazoa; Chordata; Mammalia; Carnivora; Canidae
Exons: 1
Coding region: 1-318 (105 amino acids)
Cellular component (GO): nucleosome
Molecular function (GO): protein heterodimerization activity; structural constituent of chromatin; DNA binding
Source: RefSeq, a predicted model, not a curated record
AUGUCCGGGAAAAGAAGUAGUCAGAACUCCUGCAGGCUUGGGAAGCAGACACUCUCCUCUUCCACAAAAACCAAGUUGAAAUUCUCUGUGAGCCAUGAAGACCAUCUCCUGCAGGAAAACCACCCUGCCCAGCACCUACGCUUCUCCAGCCAGGUUUGCCUCUCCGCCAUUCUGAAAUACGUGGCCACCAACAUUCUGGAGCUGGUGGGCAAUGAGGCCCACAAUGACUGCAGGGUUCAAAGGGCAGUGAAUAACAACAUGCAGAGCAGCCACCUCUUUGGGGAUGACACCACUUCUCAGGUCUCUGAAAUGUUCUGA